UCUGCUUCAGCUGAAUCUUCCCAAGGACGACCGUUUUGAUUCUAUUCAGGGUUUUGAGUAUUCUGGUUGGUACCUCCUGUUCUAUCUCUGUUGUCAUGGACUCUUCUCUCGACGGUGACUCCAUGAAAGGCAGAAAAAUGAGCGUUGAUGAAAAGAGAAAGCUUGUUCAUGAACUCUCAAAAGAUUCGGAUUUAGCCUUCGAAGCCUUGCAGGUGUGGACCCAUGAAGAGAUUCGACAGGUCUUAUGCGCAGAGUUAGGGAAAGAAAGAAAGUACAAGAACUUGACGAAAGCUCAGCUCAUCAACAGCCUCUUGAGAACUGUAUCAGAGAAAAAAGCUCCAACGCCUCCUAUUAAAGGAAACUCUGGAGGAGAUCAAGAAGACAGGAAGAGAGACUCAUCAACAACAACAACAAAAACAACUAAGAGAAACUCAAAAAGACAAAGGAAGAACGCUACUCCUACUCGCUAUGUGAGCGCUGAAUCGGUUAAUAAAGCUAAAGGCGGUAUCUACUGUAAGAACUUGGCUUGUCAAGCUGUACUGAGACAGGAAGACUUGUUCUGUCAAAGGUGUUCUUGUUGUGUCUGCCACAAGUAUGAUGACAAUAAAGAUCCUAGUCUCUGGUUAACCUGCGGUUCUGAUCCUCCGUUCCCCGGUGAAUCUUGCGGCUUGUCUUGCCAUCUGGAUUGUGCUUUCAAGAAUGAAAAAUCAGGUCUCAAGCCAAGUAGUGACGUUGAUGGAUGCUUCUACUGUGUCUCUUGUGGCAAAACAAACAGCUUGCUUGAGUGUUGGAAGAAGCAACUGUUGAUUGCAAAGGAAACCAGAAGCGUUGACGUGCUUUGUAACCGUCUUGUAUUGGCUCAGAAGCUUCUCAAGGGCACGGAGAAGUACAGAAAACUAUCUGAGACCGUGGAGGAAGCUGUGAAGAGUUUGGAAACUGAGUUGUGUGGUGGUCCCCUUACUGAUCUUCCAUCGGCAAUGUGUAGAGGAAACGUAAACAGGCUUGGCUCAGCGCCAAAAGUGAAGGAUCUUUGCUCUUCUGCUUUGAAAUCCCUCCAAGAUACACCAGAGUGUUGCUUCAAAGUUGUUUCCCUUAGAGGCGGCAAACAGUCCAGCGUAGAUGAAACCAAAGUCUCUACAAGAACCCUUCAAGAAGAAGAAGAAGAAACUGUUUCAGAGAAGGUGGUCAAUGGUAAGAGUUCAACAAGCUGCGGGUUUGGGCUGGAGGAUUGCGUGAAGAUUAUGAGACAGCUGGAGUGUUCAGGUUAUGUUGAUAAGAGUUUCAGACAGGAGUUCCUGACUUGGUAUAGCUUAAGAGCCAGUGCUCAGGAGAUGAACGUUGUGAAGACAUUCAUUGAUGCUUUCGGGGACGAUUCAGUAGCUUUAGCUGAGCAGCUCGUCGACACAUUCUCUGAUUGCAUAUCAAGAAAGCGGUGACAAGGAUUCUGUAUGAAGCAGCGACAUUGAUUGGAAGAAUAUUUAUUUAGAAAGGAUUCAACUUUUGUUAGAACAAAAUUAUCAUGUAAACAACAGAAUUUGAUGAAUGGUUUGUUUUGCUCUUUUUAGACAAAGUA
Molecule: messenger RNA, 1573 nt
Organism: Brassica napus (rape)
Lineage: Eukaryota; Viridiplantae; Streptophyta; Magnoliopsida; Brassicales; Brassicaceae
Product: VIN3-like protein 2
Exons: 4
Coding region: 96-1436 (446 amino acids)
Biological process (GO): epigenetic regulation of gene expression; vernalization response
Source: RefSeq, a predicted model, not a curated record